AUGGAGGCGCUGUCGCAGUCGUUCAACCAGACACUGGAAAGUCUCACAGGACAUCCGACUCCUGCGCAUAUCCUCUAUGCUAAUCUCGAUACCUCGAAACUCACCUACGCCGAGCAGCUGUGGGUGCAGUGGUACCAGUACUGGGGUAACCCCGUGAUUGCCACAGGAGUGAUGAGCUUCCUCCUGCACGAGAUCGUGUACUUCGGCCGCUCCAUUCCAUGGAUGAUCAUCGACGCCAUGCCGUCGAUGCGCAAGUACAAGCUGCAACCCAACUACGUACCGACCCUCGCCGACCAGUGGCGCUGCACGCGCCUUGUGCUCCUCAGCCACUUUACCGUGGAACUGCCCCAGAUUUGGAGUUUCCACCCUAUCUGCGAAUACUUUGGUAUGACGACACACGAAGUGCCGUUCCCGAGCUGGACCAAGAUGGUCUGGCAAAUUGCCCUCUUUUUCGUGUUCGAAGACGCAUUCCACUACUGGGCCCACCGUACCAUGCACUUCGGUCCCCUCUACAAGCACAUUCAUAAAUUGCACCACGAGUAUGUCGCGCCUUUCGGUCUCUCGGCAGAGUACGCACACCCGUUGGAGGUGCUGGUCUUGGGUAUGGGCACCAUCGGUGGACCCUUCCUUCUCUGCGCCUUCACCAAAGACCUGCAUAUCCUUACCGUGUACAUUUGGGUGAUCCUGCGUCUGUUCCAGGCUGUGGACGCCCACUCUGGCUACGACUUCCCCAUCAGUCUGCACAACUGGAUUCCUUUCUGGGCGGGUGCGGAUCACCACGACUACCACCACAUGGCCUUCCUUGGCUGCUACUCGACCAGCUUCCGCUGGUGGGACCACUUCCUCGGAACGGAUCGCGGAUACCAACGGGUUCGUGCUAAGCAAAAGGCCCAGAAGUUGCGUGCCGAGGCAGACGAACUGGACAAAUACGCCGCCUCGCUCAAGAUUCAGCGUGAAUAA
Messenger RNA from Malassezia restricta, 960 nucleotides. RefSeq names its product C-4 methylsterol oxidase. Gene Ontology annotation, biological process: ergosterol biosynthetic process. The record is from RefSeq and is a predicted model, not a curated record. The transcript has a single exon. The coding region runs from base 1 to 960 and encodes 319 amino acids. Gene Ontology annotation, molecular function: iron ion binding; C-4 methylsterol oxidase activity. Lineage: Eukaryota; Fungi; Basidiomycota; Malasseziomycetes; Malasseziales; Malasseziaceae.